Messenger RNA from Rosa chinensis, 7150 nucleotides. RefSeq names its product probable disease resistance protein At4g27220. The transcript has 15 exons. Gene Ontology annotation, biological process: signal transduction. Gene Ontology annotation, molecular function: ADP binding; protein binding. The record is from RefSeq and is a predicted model, not a curated record. Bases 1036 to 5181 code for a protein of 1381 amino acids. NCBI's taxonomy places the organism in Eukaryota, Viridiplantae, Streptophyta, Magnoliopsida, Rosales, Rosaceae.
CUGAAAAGACCAUUUUCCUCCUAUUUUUCCCUUGACUUACGGGCCUGCCAUUGAUGUGCUGAUAAGAACCUUGAUCGGUGGUGUCGGCUGUUUGGUGUUUCGGGGCAGAGACAGAGACAGACAGUGAGAGCGAAGAGUGGAGAGGAAUAACAGAACAGAGACGAGAGACCUCACCACGAUAUCAACUAUUGAAGCUGGAGCUGGAGUAGAAAGGAGAAGAGGAGGAAUUGGUCUGGGUUUGUUUUGGACGAUACUCAAUUCGUCCUUUUUGUGGGUUUGGCAAGGGUGAAGAUCGGAGGGUUCAUAUUGCUCACUACUCGAUUCCCAGAGCAGCCUUGCGGCUUCAACGUGCUAGAAGGAAGAGGAUGACCCGGAUGAGUGUUUGGAUGCCGAAAUCAACUGGGCUUUAGAGCAGGCCUCCAAUUUGAAGCUUGAUGCAGUGAGAUUGGGGAUUACGGGCCGCUUUCUGGUUUUUCCUUCUCACAAGAUGGCAAAUUGCUUGCCACCUCGAGGUGAAAAGGGCUCUUUCGUAGUCAGGUUGAUCUCCCACAACUCUUCCUCCAGGACACACUGAUUUUGUUGGUUUCUGAAGACUGAUGCUGGAAUCAUGCUUAGGCCCUUGACUGUGGUGGACAAGGGAAGUUUUUGUUUGGGAAUUUAGAAGCACAUAGAGGUCAACCUCUACAUCACGUUGAUUGACAAGUUCCGGAUUGCAGAGUAUUGGUUGUGUCAGCUACGAAACCACAUUCCUUUGCUUCAGCGAUCAUGGAAAAAAGGAAAAAAAAAACAUAAAUCUGCAGGACCAGGUGACUCGAUUACCUAGUUUGGAACUAAACAAACGAAUGAUAAUGAGAGGCUGAAACAUACUGUCAAUUUAGAGGAUAAGCUGGAGAGGUUGUAUUCUGUCUUGUGAAUCAAGCUUUCUCUUGCUCAAAAGUCUUAUCAAGAUCUGUUCAAUAUUCCAAAGUCCCCGCACAAAACCUCUCAGAUUCCAUAUCAGCUAGCGGAAGCCAACGAAGCUCAAUUCUUUCGAGGAUGGAGGGGAAACCAAUUCUUGCGGUAAUUGUUGCAUAUGUCAGUUACAUGGCGAUUAAUAAGUGGGUAUGGACUCCAAUGAAGCGGGGCCCAAAAGCAAUACGGAAGGAAGAUGAUGAUUCACCAACUGUUCCUUCAUCAUUAGCUGAAUCUUCGUCAUUGUUAUCACCUCCUUCUCCUGAGCGGAAGGAUGAUCCAGCAUCUCUUCCUUCAUCAUCAGCUGAAGUAUCAAUAUCGGAGGUUAAUCAAAAAUCGGUGGACCUCGAUCCCUCUGUAUCGCUUCUUUCUUCAGCUGAGUCACCAUCAGCUCCCAUGCUGAAAAACUCUGAGCCAAUAUCAGAGGUUAAUCAAGAAUCGGUGGACCUCGAUCCCUCCACAUCCCUUCUUUCAUUAGCCGAGUCGUCAUUAUCAGCCUCCAUGCGGGAUAACCCUGAGCCAAUAUCGGAUGUUAAUCAAGAAUUGGUUGACAUCGAUCUCUCUGCAUCUCUUCUUUCUUCAGCUGAGUCAUCAUCAGCUCCCAUGUUGGAUAACCGUGAGCCAAUAUUAGAGGUAAAUCAAGAAUUGGAGGACCUCGAUCCCUCUACAUCUCUUCUUUCGUUAGCCGAGUCAUCAUCAUCAGCUUCCAUGCUGGAAAUCCCUGAGCCAAUAUCGGAAGUUAAUCAAGAAUCAGUUGAUGUCGCUCCCUUUGCAUCUCUUCUUUCUUCAGCUGAGUCGUCAUCAUCAGCUUCCGUGCUGGAAAACCCUGAGCCAAUAUUGGAGGUUAAUCAAGAAUCGGUGGACCUCAGACCCUCUACAUCUCUUUUUUCAGCUCCUUUGCAGAGGUAUGAUGUUUUUCUGAAUUUCAGGGGUGAAGAUACUCGUAAGAAUUUUGUACCCCACUUAUACAAUGAAUUGAAAGAGGUGAGAGGAAUUGAAACGUUCAAGGAUGACAGAGAGCUUGAAAUAGGGGACCGUAUUUUUGCAACUCUGCAAAAGGCAAUUGAAGAAUCAAAAUGUGCAAUUGUUGUUUUAUCAAAAAGAUAUGCCGAAUCUCGCUGGUGUUUGAAGGAACUUGUAAAGAUUUGCCAAUGCAUGAAAGACAACAACAGGAUUUUACCAAUUUUUUAUCACGUCGAACCUUGUGAGGUACGAUUUCAGAAGGGUUGUUUUGCAGAGGCUUUCACUAAGCACCAAAACUCAGGGCGGCAAAGUUCAGAAGAGGUUGAGGAGUGGAGAAAAGCUUUAAGAACAGUUGCCGAUUUCUCUGGGUGUAAUACAAAGGAUCAUGGGGAUGAAAGAGAAGUUAUCGAUCACAUUGUGGAAUCAGUGUGCAGUAAAAUACAAACCAUUGAAAGUGAUCGUAUAUUUCCCUUGGGAAAUUUUGUAUCUUUUGAGGCAACAAGAGAAGCCAUGAAUAAUGUAAUGAAGGCGCUAGACGGUAAUACUGCCGUUGGGAUCUACGGCAUGGGAGGCGUCGGAAAGACAACCAUGGUGGAACAUGUCGCUCGAGAAGUACUAAAGAAUGGGCUUUUCCAUCAGGUGACUAUGGCCGUGAUAUCCCAAAAGCCCAACUAUUGGAAGAUUCAAGAAAGAUUAGCUUCCAUGUUGAAGGUGAAACUACAGAGUACGGACGAAUUUGCAAGAGCUGCUACAUUGCAGUCAAAGAUUUGGGGCAGAGAAAAAAUUCUUAUAAUCCUGGACGACAUUUGGGCAGAAAUACAGUUGAAACACAUAGGAAUUCCCAGCCUCGAAGAGCUUAAAAGACGCAAUUCCACGGUCCUACUCACCACAAGGAAUGAGGAUGUUUGCUCUGAUAUGUGCUGCCAAGAAAAAAUUCAUCUGAAUACCUUAAGUGAAAAAGAUUCUUGGAUGUUGUUUGAGAAGAAUACAGGAAUGUCUUUUCAAGAAAAAACCCAGUUCUGUUGCGUUGCAAAGGAGGUAGCAAGAGAAUGUGCUGGUCUUCCGAUUGCGUUGGAAGCAGUUGCAAAGGCACUUAAGAAUAAAGAUUUGAAGCAAUGGAGGGCAGCUGUUGGCCGACUAAAGCUCUCCAGAACGCCCCAUCCUGAAUCCAACAGAGUUGUGUUCAACAGCAUAAAUUUAAGCUAUGAGUACUUGAAAUCUAAUGACUCCAGAUCAUGCUUCUUGCUUUGCUGCCUAUUCCCAGAGGAUUAUGAUAUCCAAAUAGAAGACUUGCUGAAGUAUGGGAUUGGGAAAGGAUUGUUUCAAGAAGAGUCCGACAUGCAACAAGCCAGAGAUGCAAUAUGCCUCGUGGUCCAGUCCCUUAAAGAUUAUAGCCUACUUUUGGAUGGUAAGAUGGGCGGGGGAUGCGUAAGAAUGCAUGAUGUCAUCAGAGAUGUUGGCUUAUCAAUUUCUUUAUCUAAGGAUGGAUACAGAGAUUUUUUUGUAAGAGCUGGUUGGAAAUUAGAGGAUUGGCCACUGAAUGAUGCGCCUGAAUACUACACUGCAAUCUCACUUAUGAGGAACAAAAUACCUGAGCUUCCUGAAGAGUUGGGAUUUCCAGAACUCCAGAUUCUCUUGUUACAAAGUAAUUCUUUGAAUGGGAUCCCAGUUUCUUCUUUUCAACGUCUAAAGGUAUUAAGGGUCUUAGAUAUUAGCCAGACUAACAUUUCUUUACUACCCUCAUCAUCCAAUCUCCUAACCAGCCUCCACACCUUGUACCUAGAUGGUUGCUUGUCAAUGGAAAGUAACAUACCCCUACUUGGACAGUUGAAACAACUUAAGAUUCUUAGCAUGAGAGAAUUUCCUCAUCAGAAAUUGCCGAAAGAAAUAGGACAGUUGACCAAACUAAAGCUGCUGGACUUCACUAGUCAAUCUGUUGAAAUAGUUCCUCCUAAAGUGAUAGGCAACCUCAGUAAGCUAGAAGAACUCUACAUGAAGUGCUACUUUGCGGACUGGGGGAGUAGUGUUGAGGGGAGUAAAGUGAAGGGGAGUGAAGUCGAGGGAAAUAUAGAUGAGGAGAACAAAGCUAUGGGAGUAGGAGAGGAAACUAAUGCUUUCUUUGAUGAGUUAACUAACUUGUCAGGUCUACACAUUUUGAAUGUUGUCAUUUCUGAUGCAAAUUGUAUGCCUAUAACUGUUAGGUGUAACCCGAAAUGGAUAAGCUUUGACAUAUGUAUCAGCAGUGACCAGUCAGUUAUAAAAUGGCAUUUGGAUUCAAGUUCUUCACCUGACUAUCCAAAAGCCUUGACCCUUGGCAUAACCAUGGAUACCUUACGGAAGUGGGAGUGGUUUAUCGAUGUUGUGACCAAGAAAACAGAGAAGCUACAGUAUAAAAAUUGCCGAGAUUUAGGUAACAUCCUUAUGGAAUAUGAGUGGGGGAGAUUACAUGAACUGAAGUAUUUAUCUGUUAUUGGGCCCAAUGAGAAAUUGAAAGAGUUGAUCAACACAAAAACAUGGGUUCAAAAUGAACCAGUGUUUCAGAACUUAGAGGAGUUGCAUCUCAUUCAAGUGGAUAGCCUGAAGGAGUUAUGCGUUGGUGAAUUACCACUUGGGUCUCUAUGCAAUCUUAGGUUAUUGAAGGUGAAACAUUGUUAUGAAUUGGUGGAUGCACUUCUAUCUUCACAAUUGCUGCAGAGAUUACAAAAUCUGGAAAAACUGAUUUGUGAAGAGAUGGAUGAAUUGGAAUAUGUUUUUGGAUGUGAAGGGCUUAAGCCAGAACAUAUUAUUAUGACAGAAUUGAAAGAGAUGAGAUUGGAAAAUCUAGGGAAACUAAUAAAGAUAUGGAAUGGUCCUGCCCCUUGUGCCAUUUUCCAAAACCUUCAGAGUUUGGUAGUUUCAGGAUGCUUUGAUUUGGAAAAUCUCUUCACAGCUGAUGUUGCUCAGUGUCUUUUGCAAUUGCAAGACCUUUCAGUAGAGCUUUGCCCAUUAUUGGACAGAGUUAUUGAGGAAAGCAAGGAAACAAUAGACAGCAAGAUUGUUUUUCCAAAAAUGAAGAGCUUAGCUUUGAUACAGCUACCACAGCUCACAAGGUUGUAUGGUAAUACUGGAAGUGCUAUUGAGUGCCCUUUAUUAGAAUACUUGUACGUGGAGAGGUGCCCCCAGUUCUCAAUACCUGACUUCCACAGCAGGAACAGAGUACAAUUCAAUCGUCAACAACAUUUUGACAUUAUAGAAAGAAGAUUGCUGAGAAACAAAAGAAGGCCCUGAUGGGAACAGAAGAUAAGAGAUAUUCGAUGGUCUUUUCGAUGAACAUUUUGGCUUCUGGUUUGUUUGUUGGCCGGGUUGUGCAGUUGCCUCCAACUGAUAUUGGAAACACUUUGUUUCAGCCAAGGUGAUCAAGAGUUGUGGUGAGUAUGUAAUUUUAAUGCUUGUUAUUUUAACUAGGCCUAUCUACGAUCUUUGUUCGUGGUAAUCAAGAGGCCAGCGUAGACAUGCCUAAUGUUUGGCUGUAUGUGGGUAAAAAUCUUUGACAGAAAUAUCAUUUAGGUGUGCUAGUGCCAAGAAUUAUGAAAAUUGAAUAAUCUAUGCACAAGUCUCUGACUAAAAUAAAAGUAUUUGAUGGAAGUCAUGAAUCUGAAAUUCAAAUUACAGAGUAUGUGGUUAUUUUUGUGAUUCCUAUGUGUACUUGGAGGAGUUGAUGAACACAACAAGACGAGUUCAAAAAGGACCAGUGUUUGAGAAUUUGGAAGAGUUGCAUCUGAUAGAUCUGAUCCACCUUAAUGAGUUGUGUGUUGGUGAGUUACCACCUGGGUCUCUCUUCAAUCUCAAGGGUUUGAGCCGAAAGAAUCAAAACUGAGAGAGAUGCAGUUGUUGGGUCCAAAUUCAGUGAAGAGCAUUUGUAGUGGUCCUGCCCCAUGCGUAAUGUUCCAGAGUCUUAAAAGUUUGACCUUUUACCGUUGCGAGUUGCUGCAAAGUCUGUUCGCAUAUGAUGUAGCCCAGAAUCUUGUUCACUUGGAAGACCUUUUAGUAGAAUGGUGCCCUUUGUUGGAAAGAGUAAUUGAAGCAGUGAACAACGAGAAGACAGUUCUUCAAAAAAUGAAGAACUUGGUUUUCAUGGGACUUCCCAAGUUGUAUGGUUCAAGUGCUGCUGUUGACAUUGAGUGUCCUUCAUUGGAACACUUGAUAGUGGUGGAUUGUCCCCGGUUUUCAUUUUCAACCUCUUCCUUAAGCAGGAACCAGUUUUCAUUUUCAACCCCUGCUUCUGACUACCUUGGCAGCAGGAACCUAGUCAAACUCAAUGAUCAACAACAUCUUCAACUUCUAUCAUCAAGGUUGAUGAACUUGUGCAGGCUCAGUUAAUACACUAGAAGAGUUGGUUAGUUUUGACUUUAAAACUGGAUGUUGCAAAGAUUUCUCGUAGUCAUUCAAGUGAAGUAGUUAAUUCACAUUCAGGAGAAUGUUUAUGAAGAUUCCCGCCAGAAGGGUUGGUCAUCUAGGUGAGGCUGCAAAUCCGAUUAAUACGCUUGAAGCUGCAUUGCUGGAUCGUGACUUUCAAGACAGCCACAGGGAUUAUAACAGCCAUUAAUUCUAGGAACCUUGGAGAAUGAAGAGAUCAGUUGACAUGCUCCAUCAGGAUGAUAUUUGAUUCUUGCCACUGAUGCAACCGUGUAUCUGCUAUGUACUGAAGUCUCUCAAAGGAGAUGCGCAGCAUGUAAUGGUCCCCCGCUGACUUGCAAUGGUCCCUCAGCUUCUGACUUCCAGAGCAGGAACCAAUUCCAACUCCAUGAUUAAAAACGUUUUCAUUUUCUUUUGUCCAGGCGUGGCAUAUCUGCUUUGCAAAAGUAUCCCUGUCGGAACAAGUUGAUACAUAUAUUCAUCAAGAAAUAAAAACUUGCGUCGAAUAGCAGCUGGGAAUACCGACUCGAGAGGUGUAGCAGAAAGAGAGUUCAAUGGUGCAGAAGAAGAUUCCACAAUUGGCUUCGAAAAAUGUUAAAUGAAUGUUAUAAACUUAUCUUUCGAGUUAAUAAAUGUUCAUUCCUUUGAUACACAUUUGACAUAAAACAGUUUGAGCUUUGAAUCUUGUCUGUCUGAAGUUGCUUGAUAUAAGUCCUGUUUUCCUUGAGGCUCUGUUUCCUCUGUUCUAAUUUGCUUUGCUAGUUGUCCUGUGAGUUCUUCAGAAAUCCUGUACUCGGUUUCUCUUUUAGCUUUGCAAGAUGGAUUUAUGUAGAUGAUAAUA